GGCAGUUUGCCACAAGCCCAUCAUAACUACCCUGAAUCCCUGCUGUCAUUCACUCUGGAUGCGGUCAGACGUGAUAUCAGAAUGAGGAACAAUCCCUUCCUUUUUUGGCUUUUAUUGUUCGCGGAUGGUGUGUUUGGUACUGAUGUAGCGAAGUCAGUGUCAGUGAUGGUGGGAGAUUCUGUCACUCUACACACUGAUGAUACUGAAACACAGGGAGCACUAGAACUGGUGUGGAAGAUUCAAGGCGAAAAUAAAUUCAUAGCAGAGAUUGAUAAAGAAAUGAAUACAACCACAGUACCUGGGAAUGAGGAAGAACGAUUCCGAGGCAGACUGAAGCUGGAUGGUCAGACUGGAGCUCUGACCAUCACAAACCUCAAAACCACAGACUCUAGAGUUUAUGAACUACAGAUCAAGAACAACAAAGAGACCAAAUCCAAGAUAUUCAAUGUUGCUGUCAGUGAUGAAAUGAAGACAGUAUCAGUGAAGGAGGGAGAACCUGUCUCUCUUCACACUGGUCUUAUCGAAAUAAAGGGAUAUGAUCUGAUAUUGUGGACAUUUGAAAACCAUCUCAUAGCUAGAAUAAACAGAACUACCAAUCAGUUUUCAUUAUUCAGUGCUGAAGGGAAAUUUGAAGGCAGACUACAGCGAGAGCAUCAAACUGGAUCUCUCAUCAUCCGCGACUCCAGAAGCACAGACUCUGGAGUUUAUCAUCUAAACAUGAGCAGCAGCACAUACACCUUACAGAGGACCAUCAGUGUUACGGUCAAGAUUGUCGUUACAGAUUCAGGACUGUCUCCAGGUGUUAUAGCAGGAAUAUGUGCUGCUGUUGCUGUUGCUGUUGCUGUUGUGCUGGUGAUUCUGAUUGUUCGUUGCUGCUACAAUAAAAGGAAGGAACACUAUGACCCCGCAGGUCAAGGGAAUGGAACACAAACAUAAGGAGAAGCCUAAUACUUACAAGUAUAUAACCACUUUAAUAAUAUCAACUGUUUGGAAUAAGCUCUGUGUAAGGAUGAGCUGUGUAAUUGUAUAAAAAAGAAAGAAAGAAAAAAAUUGUUUAGUUUAAUGGUUUAGUUUACUUUACAGCUGAUGGAACAGUUUGCAUUGCACAUGAUCCAUGUAUUCUUAAUCUGAAUUUAAAUGGUACAGUUCUUAAACAUAUUUGUCUGGUCCAAUGUAAGGUGAUGUUCUACACACUCUGUAAGAUAUAUUUUCCUUACACUUUUGCUUUUUAUACAUUACCCUGUGAAGGCCAAACAUAAGUGGCAUUUCCAAAUGUGAAAUUCAGGUGAAACAUUCAGACAUGCCUGCUAUAAAUGAAAUGCAAGUGAAAGCACAUUGAGGCUACCUGUCAACAUUGUCUGAGUUUCUUUGCAGUAGAGUUGAUCUGAUUGUUUAAAAGUUUGUUUGGAGCAUUCACAAUAAUAUGAAAAUCAAUGCGAACCACUCUCAGACCCCUGAAACUUGAUGUCUGCCCUCUAGUGGACUAAUGUGGACUACAGAUAGGAUUCUUUGUUCAGUUGGGAAAAUUUAAUAAUUGUUGCAGCCAGUUUAUAUGAAUAAGCAUGUACUUGAAUGCAUGUAAUAAAAAUGCACAAUAAAAUUGCUUUAAUAUUCUAAUUGACUUCUGGAAUUUUGCUUUUUUUUUGGUACAGAG
Sinocyclocheilus grahami is the source of this 1654-nucleotide messenger RNA. RefSeq lists its product as uncharacterized. The record is from RefSeq and is a predicted model, not a curated record. Lineage: Eukaryota; Metazoa; Chordata; Actinopteri; Cypriniformes; Cyprinidae. The transcript is spliced from 5 exons. The coding region runs from base 82 to 936 and encodes 284 amino acids.